UUUUAAAAUUUCUCUAUUUAUUAUCGGAAGUAAAAAAACAACGGUCUUAAUUUAGUUAUUAUAGUUCUAAAAAUGAAACAAGAAAAAGAAGAAAAAAAUUAAUUUUUUUUAUACUAUUAUUAUUCUGAGCUGUUGCAGGUUUCAGCAAUGAGUGUUGAAAAAUUAAGCUUUACAACAAUAAAUUAACGAGAUUUCCAAAAGGGUAUCCGAAAAAUGUCUUUUCAUCUGCAUUCCUUUUGAUUUGAGCUUAACAACAAUGGCCGAUGAUCAUUCUUCCUUCACUAAGGAUGUUUUGCUUGUGAAGGGUUUGAAGAAUACAACGUUGGUUUGGAGGUUGGUUGUGUUGGCUUUUGCAAUGGUUUGUGGUGUGUAUAUAUGUUCUAUUUGUUUGAAGCAAAUAAGCACUGGCACUAAAAUUGGUUUUCUAGAUAUCAAUGUUGUUCAAAAGCCUUGUCCCGAACCGAAUAUCGAACCUUGGGAGAUUCCUUAUGUGCACUAUCCAAAUCCCAAAACUUACAGCAGGGAGGAGUGUAGUUGUCACCCGGUGCGCUAUUUUACUAUACUGUCGAUGCAGAGAUCUGGGAGUGGAUGGUUUGAGACGUUUUUGAAUAGUCAUCCUAACAUAAGUUCGAAUGGGGAAAUCUUUUCGGUUAAGGUUAGAAGGAGUAAUAUGACGACAAUAACAGAGACGUUGGAUACGAUUUAUAAUCUAGACUGGUUUAGUAGUGCUUCUAAAAACGAGUGCACGACUGCAGUUGGCUUGAAGUGGAUGCUUAACCAGGGAUUGGUGCAGCAUCAUGAACAAAUUGCCGAGUACUUCAGAAUACACGGUGUUUCAGUCAUAUUUCUUUUCAGAAGGAACCUUUUGCGCCGGAUGAUUUCAGUACUUGCAAACGAAUACGAUAAGAAUGCUAAGAUAUUAAACGGCACUCACAAGUCUCACGUUCAUUCACCCAAGGAGGCAGAAAUACUCGCAAAAUACAAACCAACACUCAAUUCAACAUUGCUGAUUGCAAGCCUGAAACAAGUGAAUGAUACCACCACCAAGGCUUUAGAAUAUUUCAAGAGCACGCGACACAUUAUGCUAUACUACGAAGACGUUGUCAAGAAUCGCACCAAAUUAAUGGACGUUCUAGAAUUUCUAAAGGUUCCUCAAAUGAAUUUGAAGAGUCGACAAGUUAAGAUUCAUAAAGGUUCCUUAUCGAGUCAAGUUGAAAACUGGGAUGAUGUUAGCAAAGCACUCACCGGUACGCAAUAUGAGAGUUUCCUCCAUGAGGAUUACCGCAGGUAAACUUACGGGUAUGUACAUACCGUUAGCAUUCUUCUAAUCUUUGCUCUCGAGUAGCCACAAGAGCCGACAGGAAAGCCACCCUGUUGAAAUUUUUGCCAGGUUUCCCCACCGUCACAUUUUUGUACUCAGUUUUGUUGUUGUUAAUUUGUCUGCCGAUUUAAUUAAAUAUUUAAUUCAUUCUUUUGUAAUUUUUCUGUUUUUUUGCUGAACACUUGCAUUGACGCAAUCAAGAGAAUUUGCAAUUUCAAUUUAACAACUUUUAUUUUGACCA
This is a messenger RNA of Vicia villosa (hairy vetch), 1562 nucleotides long. RefSeq lists its product as uncharacterized. The transcript is spliced from 6 exons. Lineage: Eukaryota; Viridiplantae; Streptophyta; Magnoliopsida; Fabales; Fabaceae. Bases 257 to 1291 code for a protein of 344 amino acids. The record is from RefSeq and is a predicted model, not a curated record.